AGGCGUCAAUUACUUGUUCAAAUGAAUCAAUAAAAUGCAUGUCGAAAGAUGAUGGAGUUUUAGUUUUGCCAAAGUUUAAGUGCUUCGAUUCUAUGGCGUAUCUUUUGCUAUAGUAUUACAACAGGACGAACAGGUCGUGCAGGAUCUUCCCGCGGAGUAUGCUUGUAGCACAGUAGGGAAUCAAGAUGGCGGUGGGUUUUUUUACUGUGCUGGGGUGGAUUUGCUGGACGAUCGUGUUUGCAGUCGGCGUCGUGGCUAUUGUGCUGGACAAGGACGAAAAAUUAUCAAGAGAAAAAGAAAGAUAAAGCUGUGUACCAUGCUAGUGCUCUAGCACGAAAAGAACCAUUCUGCAUCAGCAUCAUCAUCAAAGUUUGUAUAGCAGACGGCGCAAAGGUGGAGGUGCGUCGUGGCUUCAUUUUGUUCCUAAGAUUCUGAGCAUGAAUGGCCUUGCAUAGACACGACAGCGCACCUCUAUGGCACUUCUUCUCCACAGCUCUGUGGCUUCACGGCCAAAAAUGAAUCGGCUUCUCGGUGCUUAAAGCUACACACUUUUCUCUCGAUACCAACCGAAAGAACCGCACACUUUGGGGAAAGUCGAUGGAAAGACCGGGAAAAACCACAAGUAUUCACGGAUAACUUAGCUUCAACUGAUAGAUGGACUGUGAUAGUUGGAAUCUGAAGAGGUAGCGCAGGUCUUGGAUGAGUUGUCACCCGGCUGUAAAAGUAAGUGUUAAUAUGGGUAGAGGUCGUAGUACGAUGAAAUAACUACAAUGACAAUAAGUGAUGUGAAAUGUCGAUCAUGAUCAAGAUUAUCGCAUGUAAGUACUAUUUUCACGAAACGAAAAUACAUACGAAAGACUUUAUGUCGAAGUCAAACCCGAUCGACAUGCAUGGCACUUGACUACCACUACUUGAGGCAUCAAGAGUCAUGAAGUAGCGACAAUUUUGUUUUUUAUUGCUCCUCCUGUCUCUUUCAGGCACAAGAAAAAUAUCGCGAAGACCACGGACGAUGACCAGGACGAGGAGUACUACUCGGAGGAAGUUCAUCCCGAUGGAUCUUUCGUAGAGCAAAGGCCGGCGUGGCCGCGGUUGCCGGUAUUUGAUCUAGUACAGCCUACACUAAAAAUGAAAUUGGUGCGACAGUGCAUCAUGAAAAACUACACAUGUUGAUGCAGUACAGUGCACGAUAAGCUAUACACGCAAGCUGAAAUAAACAAUUUUUUGAGUUUGCCUCGAAAUAAUCUUGCAGUUUCGCGGCCGAGGACCGCGAGGAAGUCAAGUAGCACCGGACCAAGGACAUGCAGACAAUGCAGCGCAACCGGCCGGCGAACCAGCCCGGGCCCAGAGUCGCCUCGCCGGGCUCCGGGACAGAGCGGUAUUCUAUGACUACGUACAGUAAAUACAGUUGAGGCAGCACCGCAUGAAAUACAAAUAGUGCGAGUGCCUGUAUAUAAAUGUAAGCAAUACAGUGGGAAGAUGCAACGCUGCUCGUGCGAGCUGCAGCGAUUUUUUUUAUUUUGCAGUGUUCUUUCAUUAUAUUGCAGGCACGAUUUGCGGGCCGCGGUGGACGAUCAGAUGAAGUGCAGCCCUUUUACCAACGUAUGACCCAAAUCAGUUUUGUAUAUAUUGAAGUACGAGAGCCAGGGGACAUGGAUGCAAAUAUAUUGAAUCGCAACAGAGCGAGAAUCAGUUAGGGCAAGUUGCGUGAGUUAAUCUAUUCUUUAUUUCUGGACAUGGGCGGGGGCUCCCCUUUUCGCUAAUUCGCAGAAAAAAUAUGAAUCACAAGACGAUGAAGAUACGUACCUUAUUUGGAUUCUGUGUUGAGCGAAAAGGGGCCCGACAAGCAAGCUCAACCUCAACUUCCUUGACUUCGUAGCGUAUGCAUGUUUCCUUGGUUCGUUCCAGUACUAAAAGCAUUUGGUCAGCUAACUUGUAUAGCGAAGUUGGAUGGUGAAACUGACAACCAGUUCCGAGCCAGAGUCGCGCGACUGGAGGCCGAAAACCUGCCGCCGGGUGCACAACAAAGAGUCGAAGAAGCUCUUCGUCGCCAAGAAGCGUUCGACGACACGACCGACGGCAUCUAUGUGGAGGAACGUACUUAUCUGGUUGGUUUUCUGAUGCGGCAGAUUUUGGGCGGUUAUACUAACUUGUAUUCUGUCGAGAAGCUUUAGCUUAGCCUAGGUUUUGUUUGAUUGUGUUUUUGUACAAUGGAAUUCUUUGCCAAACAAAGAAUUUACACUUCGAGCCCACGACGCAGCAUAUACAUGACACUUAUGUGCAUACCUAUCAGGUGCUGCAGACGACCGGGACGUGCUCCGUCAAAGCCUGUUGCCAUAGAGGCCCGACGACAGAAGGCAGUUGGGACCGAGGGCGGAUCAGAUCUGAGAGAAAUAGCAAAAAAAAAACGGUGUCCUUGACAAAAGAAUUGCCACCAACAAGAACAACUCGUGAGGAUAAUAUAAAUAUUUUUUCAUAAAUUGUGAUCCAUGCAUGGUAGUGCUAACGGUAGCAGCACGAGCACACUCUUCUUGCAGACAAAAUGGAAGAUUUCAGCGCAAGGACAUAGGAUAGAUAAAUUUCCACUUCUGAAAAAUGUCGGUGACGUUGUAGUGUACAAAGAAUUCGUAUAUUAUACAAGAGGCAGAUAUGCACAUAUUUGUAACUAUUUCCUAUAAUGUACUGACUCAUUUCUUUGAACUUGAAGUUCCGGAAUCCACUUGUACUCAUCGACGACGCGACCCUUGGUGUUGCCACCAUCGAGAUAUUAGAACGGGGUCACAAAAUGUCCGAUUAAGUCCUCGGGGGACCUGCGACCCACCCAGCUGGGUGGGCCUUAGGUCCCCUGUCCCAAUAAUCAGGUUAUCUAACUAUGACUCUGCCACAGCUCGCGUCCGCCCAUAUUGUUUUCUCGCCGUUCGUUUUUGUGGGUGUAAAUCUGUACUAGAGUCUUGCACUAUUGUACUUGUGCCUCCAUUUGUCGGCACUUAUCCAAGAAAAGAGCUUAUUUGGUGGGUGUAAAUCUGUGAUGCAGAAAAUGCAAAACUGUUUCACAGGAAACUGCAGAAACACUUUUGCACUUUCCGCAUCACGGGCCCCUUUUGCGUAAAAACAGCUUUGCAUUUUCUACAUCACAGAUUUAACCCACAGCAAAGCUUUUUUCUUGGAUGAGUGCAGUGCGCAAAUCCUUUUUCUUGGAUUAGUGCAGUGCACAAAUACAAUAAUACAUAAGCUACUGCGUCACAGAUUGACACCCACAAAAAAGAACGGCCAGAAAACUGGAACGGGCGGACGCGAGCUGUGGCGGAUUCGUAACUUAGUUCUAUACUGGGACAGGGGACCUAAGGCCCACCCGGCUGGGUGGGUCGCAGGUCCCCCGAGGACUUAGUCGGACAUUUUGUGACCCCGUUCUUAUUGUUUAUGCCUCUAAUUCAAGUGCCUGUACGUAACUUGAGUUUCGAGUAGAAAAAUAUGAGCACGCAGGUCGUGGUCGGGCAUAGAUUUCACCAGUAGGCCCAAUGGCUGCAGCACAGCGUGCGCGAGCAGGAUUGGAGGUGAUGCUGGAGCGGUUCUCUGUACGUUGUUGAGCUACUCAGGCUACGUCAAUUUCCCUUACCACGAGCACGCGACGCAACCCAUGCCCUGCUUAAGCAUUACCUUCACUACAGAGAAUAACUCUGAUCCAAACUGCAU
Molecule: messenger RNA, 3690 nt
Organism: Amoebophrya sp. A120
Lineage: Eukaryota; Dinophyceae; Syndiniales; Amoebophryaceae
Source: the annotation of a GenBank genome assembly